UGAUUAUUUUUUGCUUGUUACGAGCAUUUGAAAAUUUUGUCCAUAAUAUCGACAUUCAGCCGUUAAAAUAACAAUUGAAGAUGUCUGAAUAUAACAGUAGAAGAUGAGACAAAGCUAAGCUAAGUAUGAGAGACGACACAACCAAAUGUGUUUUCAUGUUCAAAUCACAAACUUUUGAAUCGACGGAGCUUUUCUUGCGGACCUAGUUUUGUUCAAGAACGAACUUCUUCUCGGCUGUAAUGAUUCUAGGAGUUUAUAUGGCAAAUAUUUCAUCACUAAUAGCGUCUAUAGCCUCUUGCGUCUCGAUUUUCAAAUGCCGUGCGCUUCACUGUAAGGUAGUGAAGACUAUGAGUUACCGCCAUGGGUUCAUUGGAGACCAGCUUGUCGGAUGUUACUUGAGACUGGGUCAUGAAGUUUGCGCAGAGAAGCUGUUCGAUGAAAUGCCUGAGAGAGAUUUAGUCUCUUGGAACUCUUUGAUAUCCGGGUUUUCAGGGAGAGGUCAUCUGGGUAAAUGUUUGAAGGGUUUAUCUAAGAUGAUGAGAUCUGAUGUGGGUUUAGGGUUUAGACCUAAUGAAGUUACGUUUUUGUCGAUUAUCUCGGCUUGUGUUCAUGGAAAGAGUAGAGAAGAAGGACGUUGCGUUCACGGGCUUGUGAUGAAAUAUGGUGUGCUUGAGGAGGUGAAAGUUGUGAAUGCUCUUAUCAACUGGUAUGGAAAGGCUGGAGAUUUGAGUUCAUCUUGUAAAUUGUUUGAGGAAUUGAGUGUGAAGAAUGUGGUUUCGUGGAAUACAAUGAUUGUGGUUUACUUGCAAAACGGUUUAGCUGAAGAAGGUCUGGGUUGCUUCAACGUGAGCAGAAGGGUUGGGAAUAAGGCUGAUCAAGCUGCUUUUCUUGCUGUUCUCCGUGUCUGUGAAGAUAUUGGGGCAGUGAAAGUAGCGCAAGGGAUUCACGGGAUGAUCUUGUGUUGUGGGUUUAAUGCAAACAUGUGUAUAACGACGGCGUUAUUAGACUUGUAUGCAAAACUAGGGAGGUUGGAGGAUUCGUCUAAAGUGUUUCUUGAGAUUACUUCUCCAGAUAGUAUGGCGUGGACUGCAAUGCUUGCUGCUUAUGCCACUCAUGGUUAUGGAAGAGACGCUAUCAAGCACUUUGAGCUCAUGGUUGAUCACUAUGGUAUUAGUCCUGAUCAUGUGACCUUCACCCACUUGCUGAGUGCUUGUAGUCACUCGGGUCUUGUCGAAGAAGGGAAGCAUUAUUUCGAAACAAUGCUGGAAAGAUACAGAGUUGAGCCGAGGUUAGAUCACUACUCAUGUAUGGUUGAUCUGAUGGGUCGAUCCGGGUUUCUUCAGGAAGCUUAUGGAUUGAUCAAAGAGAUGCCAAUGGAGCCGAGUUCUGGUGUUUGGGGAGCUUUGCUUGGUGCUUGUAGGGUUUAUGGAGAUACCAAACUCGGUAAAGAAGCUGCAGAGAGAUUGUUUGAGUUAGAGCCUUGUGAUGGUAGAAACUACAUAAUGCUAGCAAAUAUCUACUCAGCUUCUGGUCAAUGGAAAGAUGCUUCAAGAGUAAGGAAUCUGAUGAAACAGAAAGGUCUUGUAAGAGCUUCAGGGUGUAGCUACAUUGAACAUGGUAAUAAGAUUCAUAAGUUUGUUGUUGGAGAUUGGUCUCACCCUGAAUCAGAGAAGAUACAGAAGAAGCUCAAAGAGAUUAGAAAGAAGAUGAAGAAUGAAUUAGGAUAUAAAUCAAGAACAGAGUUUGUGUUACAUGAUGUUGAUGAAGAUGUGAAAGAGGAAAUGAUUAAUCAACAUAGCGAGAAGAUUGCAAUGGCGUUUGGGCUUCUGGUGAUUAGUCCAAUGGAGCCAAUAAUCAUAAGGAAAAAUCUUAGAAUAUGUGGAGAUUGUCAUGAAACAGCAAAAGCAAUAUCUUUGAUGGAGGAAAGGAGACUCAUUAUUAGAGAUUCAAAGAGGUUUCAUCAUUUCUCAGAAGGCUCUUGUUCUUGCAGAGAUUACUGGUAGUAUCUCAAUUCACACCCUCUUGAAUGGUUAGUUAUACUAUUUUAACUGUAUAUGAAGAGCAUACACA
This is a messenger RNA of Brassica napus (rape), 2070 nucleotides long. RefSeq names its product pentatricopeptide repeat-containing protein At5g40410, mitochondrial-like. Gene Ontology annotation, biological process: RNA modification. Lineage: Eukaryota; Viridiplantae; Streptophyta; Magnoliopsida; Brassicales; Brassicaceae. The record is from RefSeq and is a predicted model, not a curated record. Gene Ontology annotation, molecular function: RNA binding; zinc ion binding; protein binding. Bases 240 to 2003 code for a protein of 587 amino acids. The transcript has a single exon.